This is a messenger RNA of Trichoplusia ni (cabbage looper), 1712 nucleotides long. Its product is annotated as C3 and PZP-like alpha-2-macroglobulin domain-containing protein 8. The record is from RefSeq and is a predicted model, not a curated record. NCBI's taxonomy places the organism in Eukaryota, Metazoa, Arthropoda, Insecta, Lepidoptera, Noctuidae. The transcript is spliced from 7 exons. Bases 114 to 1475 code for a protein of 453 amino acids.
CUUGGUCGCACCAACUUCGCUCUGCAGGCGGCAGGCCCCAGUUUGAAAUAGCACUCGCUGUGGACACCACGUACGUUAAUUUCAGUGAAAAAAAUACAAGCAUUUAAUCAAUCAUGGCUAACAUCAUGGAUUUAGCUACCGAAGACAAACUUGAGUACCACUUCUUUCCGGUCUCCAGUGGCUCAGUCCAAUUCAAAGUCAGGACUGCUAAUGAUGCACACAUUGCUCUUACUAUGGGACCCGCUGAAAGCGACCCAAUGGUUGAGAUCUUCCUUGGAGGUUGGGGCAACACAAAGAGUGUGAUCAGAAGGAACAGAACCAAACCUGACAAAGUUGAAAUCGAAACCCCCGGCAUCCUGAACGGUGGAGAAUUCCGCGGUUUCUGGGUACGUUGGGACGGCGGCAUUAUCUCAGCUGGUCGGGAAGGAGAAGCUAUUCCUUUCCUUUCUUGGGCAGAUCCCGAACCUUUCCCGAUCGCAUUUGUCGGAGUAUGCACUGGCUGGGGUGCAACUGGCUCUUGGAAGAUUGAAGAUGGGGCUGAAUUCAAUACUCCGGACAGCUUAGAGUAUAAAUUCGGACCCGUUGUAUCUGGAUCUCUGAAAUUUGAAUAUCGCGGUCCCCACAACUGCCAUGUAUCCCUGACGCAAGCACCCGCAGAGGUGGACCCUAUGUACGAAAUUAUCCUCGGUGGUUGGGAGAACACCAAGUCAGUUAUUAGACACUGCAGACAGAAACCAGACAAGGUUGAGGUACCGACCCCAGGCAUUAUGAAUCCUAAUGAGUUCAGGAAAUUCGCAAUCGAAUGGAGGUGCGGCAGAAUUUUGGUCCGCGACGGCGAGUCGGGCGAGGUUAUUAUGGAGUGGGUAGACCCGGCGCCCUUCGGUAUCACGCACUUCGGCGUGCGAAGUGCCUGGGGAGCCCGCGGACAAUGGCGUAUUUCUCAUUUCAACAACGGCGCUCAGCCACUGCAACCAAGCGCACCCGUAGCCGCACCUUUGUACGCUGCCCCGCCCGGUUACCCCGGAGCUGGCGCCCCGAUUGUGGCCGGUAUCGGCAACUGGGUAAAUGCGACCUCAGGACAAGUACCUCCCGGCGCAGUCGUCGGAGGACAAGACUGCAAUGGUGAACCACUAUACGUCGCUAGGGCACAGCACGAAGGUGCUGUCAUCCCCGGAAAACUGUGCAGCUCACAUGGUUGUGCUUUCGUGCCUUGGGGAGGCAUGGAGCACGGCAAAAACGAAUAUCAGGUUUUGGUCGGUGGGCCCAACAACUGGGUGCGCACAAAUGGCUCUAACGUGCCCCCUGGAGCGUUCCCCGGCGGAGAGACCGAAGACGGUGAGCCUCUUUACAUCGGCCGCGUCAACCACGAAGGCAGCCUGACCACCGGCAAGGUGCAGCAGUCCCACGGCGUCUGCUACAUCUCCUUCGCAGGACAAGAACUGGGUUUCCCCGAAUACGAAGUCCUCAUGCCCUAAGUUAUAUCGGUGUUAAUUGAAUCUCGAUAUUUGUUCGUACGAGUAACUUAAGACUUGCUUUCACAACUUAUAUGAUCAAUUAAAUAAUGCAUAAUUAUUUAGAUAUCAUAUGUAUCUCGAUUCGUAUUUUGUCACGCUGUGCCUGUUCGUACGUACGAGAAUGUUAAUUAUUUACUGCACUGCAUAAUAUUAAGUUAUUUGGUGUUAAAAUGCUAGGAUCACUUAAGUAUCGAAAAA